Aureobasidium melanogenum CBS 110374 is the source of this 1659-nucleotide messenger RNA. RefSeq names its product DUF1752-domain-containing protein. The record is from RefSeq and is a predicted model, not a curated record. The transcript has 3 exons. The coding region runs from base 1 to 1659 and encodes 552 amino acids. Gene Ontology annotation, cellular component: cytoplasm. NCBI's taxonomy places the organism in Eukaryota, Fungi, Ascomycota, Dothideomycetes, Dothideales, Saccotheciaceae. Gene Ontology annotation, biological process: mitochondria-nucleus signaling pathway; regulation of nitrogen utilization; negative regulation of transcription by RNA polymerase II.
AUGCCUUUCCGACCCCAACACUCGUUAGUCAUGAUUGACGUCGACAAAAUGCAUACCAUUGACACUCGUUCCGUCGAGGACCUCUUUGGAAUGUGGUCAGUUUUUAACAAAAUCUCAGACGCAAUGGAGGAUGGUAAGCGACUUGAAAAUCUCAGCUGGCGUCUAUGGAACCGCGAGACAUUCGUGUGUUCCCGCAUGCCGCGCGCGCGGAAGAACAUUCCUCUGCCCGCCCUUUCGAGCAGCGUGUCGUCGUCGGACGAGUCGGACGAAGAAGACGUGUCGUCACUGCUGCCUUCCCCUGUUGUGAGACCCGAGUUGAGAAGGAGCGAGUCCUCUGAGCAUCGUAGCCGAGGCCGCCAACAAAACCACAUCACGCCUAUUGACCUCGAGAAGAUGGUCAUUUCCAUCAAGGAAAAGAAGAGUCUUGAACCGCUAUCAGCUUUAUCCAUGCCUUCGCCUGCUCUGCCGAGCCCGACACCUUCUGAUGAUCGCCAAACACCUACCGCCACGAACCCAACGAAAUCUGCGCCGGCACCUUCGCCUGCAUCAGUUUCCGAAAAGCCUGCCGCCACUCCCAUCCCUACCAUCGCCGCACCUAGUCAUUUGGAAUCGUCUACCUCUACUGUCAGUAGUACCGACUCCCAGGCCAUCGCAUCGUCUUCCGAAAGCUCGUCCACCGAGAUGAGCACCCACAACAUCGUGCGAGGCUUCAGACCCGAGGUGCCUUCGUCUUACCGCUCUCAAACAAACCUCGCUGCAACUCAACCGACGCCCAUUCUCAAGACCUCGCCUCAGUACCGCCCGGACCGCCUCAACCGCCAAAAGAAGGGCGCAACCUUCACCCUCGGUGCCUCUUCCGGUGAAGAAGAGAGUUCUCUUGACAGCCACAUGGGACGCAACAGCGUCGGCUCGUUAUCGACCGGCAUUUCGCAGCCACCAAAGAAGCACGCAUCCUUUAGGGAUAUAAUCCAGGAUAGAGCCAUCACCGACAGUCCUGUAUUUGAAGAGUCCGAUGAUGAGGAUGACGAUGAUGCUUUCGAGAGUGUCAUUGAGGAGGACGAAGACUCAUCUGACUGGGAGGAUGAUGAUGUUGGUGAGAGUGGUAACUCUUCAGCCGACGAAAACAAGAGCAUGUUCCGUCGAGUGGACUCGCAGCCCAACCUGAUCUCGCGUCGCUCUUUGCUAACAACCAUGAUGCACGAACCGGAUCGUGCACGCGCCAUGGCAAGCGCUGCGUCGCGCUCUACUCCUGCUCUUCGACGUUCGCGCGGUGCUUCGCCCAACGGACCCUCAGCCACUCCAUCACCACAUCGUCGGGAGCACGCUCAAGAGACCUCAGAAUCCUCGCAACCACGACCAAUAAUCAUGACGACCUCAAACACACAUCAACCUGCUCUUUCACCACGAACCACUAGACGAAACAUGCUUUCCACCGAACUGACAGAGUCGCUACGAAAGAACCUUCUCUGGGAACGUCAACACAAGAGCUCCAACAACUUAGCCGCCAUGAAGCGUAGACACACCUCUCACGACAUUAAAAAUCUCAAACAGCACCCUGAGCCACAGAUGGUCAUGUCGGUUAAGGAGAACGACAAAAAGAAGUUCUCCAACGAAUACUUUAACCAGGGGCUUCAGGAGUACCACGCCAAAGGCUGGUAA